AUGGCCAACUUCUCGAGUCUUGGCGUUUUCACGCGUGCUAUCCUCGUCUUGGCCUUGGCAAGAGAAGCUUUCGCUACCCCAAGCCAAGCACCUUGGCAGAAGCAAGGCCACGGAAGGAAGAAGAAGUGGAGCCGACGCUCCACGUCUGACAGCUGCCCCAGCAGCGCGUGCUAUCUCGCGGCCCCUCCCGAGAUCAGUGCUCCCAAGGAUAAUGUCUGGGAUGGUCUCACCCAUGAGGAAGCUGCCUCAGUUGCCACUUGGCUCUUCUCCCAAUCCGACCUGAACCUCACCGUGUCCGCCGAUGCUGGCGAGUGGGACAACUCAGUCCUUUUGGUCGAGCUUUUGAAACCAAACAAGACCGAAGUCAUCAAGUACAUCGAUGGUGAUGCCUCCGCCCCUACGCGAUAUGCCCAUGUCGUCAUUGAUCACCGCGCUGCCGAGGACCCCUAUUAUCAGGAUCUCAUUGUCGGCCCGCUCCCUGUGGAUAAUACCUCCACGACUUGGGAGGCCCUCGACUAUCCUUUUACCCGCAAGACCGGAGGCCGAGUGCGUAACCUCGACGCCGAUCGGGACACCCUCUACUCGGAAUUGCUCUAUCCCAUCAGCGCUUCUAUCGCCGACAUCACCCUAGACCUCUGGAAUGGUACUGCUCUUGGACUCAACAAUGAUACCCUUUACAUGUGGGGUAUCGAUCCCCUGUGGCAGGACGAUGGCCGCAUCACUCUUUGGACUCAGUACUGGAACAGCCCUACCUCCGGCUUCGGCGACAGCACCCUGUUCCCUCUCGGUCUCUACAUGAAGUCUGACAUCACCGGCCGUGACCCCGCUCAGUGGAAGUUUGAAGGCUGGUUGUACAACGACAUCUUCUAUGAGACGACUGAAGAGUUCCGCGCCGCCUACUUCACCGAGGGCUUCGUCAAAUACGGUCCCAACGUUGACGGCGAGUGGGCCCAGACUGACAGGCAGGGCGACAUCGGCUCCCGCUACAAGGUCGACUCGGAUAGCAAGUACGUCGAGUGGAUGGACUUCAGCUUCUACGUCGGCUUCUCUCGUGAUACCGGCAUGGCUCUGUACGACGUCAAGUACAAGGGCGAGCGUGUGCUCUACGAGCUUGGCCUUCAGGAGGCUCUUGCUCACUACGCCGGAAACGACCCGGUUCAGUCUGGCACCUCCUACUUGGACUCUUUCUAUGGUUUCGGACCUUAUGCCUUUGAGCUCGUCCAGGGAUACGACUGCCCGGCGUACGCCACCUUCCUCAACACCUCCUUCUAUACCGCGGAGACCACCCACACCCACCCCAACAGCAUCUGCCUCUUCGAGUUUGAUGCGGAUUAUCCUAUCCAGCGCCACAGCACGUCCGACUACGUGGCUGUAACCAAGAAUGUCUAUUUCAGCAUUCGAUCCGUCUCCACUGUCGGCAACUACGACUACAUGUUCACCUACUCCUUCUAUUUGGAUGGAUCCAUUGGUGUUGAGGUCCGUGCCUCUGGUUACAUCCAGUCCGCGUACUUCGCCGCCAACGAAGAUUAUGGUUUCAAGAUCCAUGACUUCCUCUCCGGCUCCAUGCACGACCACGUCCUUAACUUCAAGGCUGACUUCGACAUUGCCGGUACCGAGAACAGCGUCCAGCUCAUGACCGUGGCUCCCGUGACCAAAGAGUACCCCUGGUCGGGCGGCAAGACCCGCAACACCAUGCACGUCGAGCGCAAGUUCGUUGAGAGCGAGGAUGAGUCCCGCUUCAACUGGGCUGCGAACGGAGCUACCCAGGUUCUUGUCGUGAACAAGGAGGCCAAGAACAAGCACGGCGAACUGCGCGGUUAUCGCGUUGCUCCUGCCGGAGGCACAGCUCAUCUUACUGUAAAGGAUUCUACCAACCUGGCCAACGCCGCUCGCUGGGCCGAAUACGAUAUCCAAAUCACCAAGCAGCAUGAUCACGAACUCAGCGCCGCGCAUCCUUACAACUCUCAGGAUGUUUCUGAUCCCCCGGUUGAUUUCUCCAGCUACUUCAACGGUGAGAGCCUCGACCAGACUGAUCUAGUCAUGUGGCUCAACCUCGGAAUGCAUCACGAUGGCGUCACGAGCCAUGUCGAGACCUUUGGCCAGAAGAACGACACGUGCAAGUUGAAGUACACACCGAUUGACGCCGACUUGUGGUCUUACACUGGUGAUGUCGUCGUCAGGAAGUUCCCCUUCGACCCCAACAACCCAUUCUACCAGACCGGUUCCAUUUAA
Parascedosporium putredinis is the source of this 2232-nucleotide messenger RNA. The record is from the annotation of a GenBank genome assembly. NCBI's taxonomy places the organism in Eukaryota, Fungi, Ascomycota, Sordariomycetes, Microascales, Microascaceae.